Punica granatum (pomegranate) is the source of this 1744-nucleotide messenger RNA. The record is from RefSeq and is a predicted model, not a curated record. Lineage: Eukaryota; Viridiplantae; Streptophyta; Magnoliopsida; Myrtales; Lythraceae.
AUAAGGUCUCCCUCCCGACCCUCUCAUUCGUACAACCCAAAAAAGAGAGGAACAGAGAAGGAAUAAAGAAAGAGAAAUGGGGAUAUUACUAAUCCUCCUAGUUCUAGCAUUAGUCUGUACAUCAUGGAGAGUCCUGAACUGGGCGUGGCUGAGGCCAAAGAGGCUCGAGAGACUUUUACGGCAGCAAGGUCUUUCUGGAAGCUCAUACAAGUCUCUGUCCGGAGACCUGAAAGAGAGUACGAAAAUGAUGAUGGACAUGGUAUCGAGACCCAUCGGCCUUCACAACGAUAUUUUGCCUCGAGUCUUUCCUUUCGAACACCAGCUUGUCAACACUAACGGCAAGGAUUCUUUUUUGUGGCCAGGGACAAGUCCUAGAGUGUUUCUCAUGCAUCCCGAGCAGCUCAAGGAGGUUUUCUCCAAAAUUGACGACUUCCAGAAGCUGUCCUCGUCCCCGCUGGUGAAGUUGCUGGUCACUGGAGUUGUAAACUAUGAUGGGGAUAAGUGGGCAACACACAGGAAGAUCAUGAACCCAGCUUUCCACGUGGAGAAACUCAAGCUUAUGUUGCCAGCAUUUCAGUCAACUUGCAAAGAGAUGGUGACAUGGUGGGAGAAGUUAAUGGGCACACAGGAAUGUCUCGAGCUCGAUGUGUGGACUGACCUGCAGAGUUUGACCAGAGACGUGAUUUCUCGAACUGCAUUUGGAAGCAGCUACAAAGACGGGAGAAGGAUAUUCGAUCUUCAAAUCGAGCAGACCGACCUCGUAAUAAAAAGUAUCCAGAAGGUCUAUAUUCCUGGUUGGAGGUUUCUUCCAACAAAAACGAAUAGGAGAAUGAAGACCAUCUACAACGAAGUUCAAUCAUUGAUUCGAGGGAUGAUUGAUGAGAGGGAAAAAGCAAUGAAGACCGGAAAGGCAGCUAGAGAUGAUCUACUGGGACUCAUGCUGGAGUCUAACAUGAGAGAAAUCCAAGAAAACCAAGGGAACAACAACAGGAAGGCGGGAAUGAGCAUUCAAGACAUAAUUGAGGAAUGCAGGCUGUUUUAUCUAGCGGGCCAAGAGACAACCUCGUCUCUGCUUGCUUGGGUAAUGGUGCUAUUGAGCAUCCAUCCUCAGUGGCAAGACCGAGCCAGGGAGGAGGUUCUGCAAGUCUUUGGAAGGGAACAGUUGCCCGACUUCAAUGGGUUGAACCACCUCAAGAUUGUCACGAUGAUUCUUUACGAGGUUCUGAGGCUAUAUCCGCCAGUUCCAAUGAUUGGUCGUAUGGUUCACAAGGCAAUGAAACUCGGGACGUUAACCAUACCAGCAGGGACAGAAGUGGCACUGCCCAUCUUAUUCAUCCACCACGACAAAGAACUGUGGGGCGAAGACGCCAAGGAAUUUAAGCCUGAGAGGUUCUCUGAAGGCAUCUCAAAAGCAACCAGGAAUCAAGUCUCAUUCUUCCCAUUUGGUUGGGGACCAAGGAUCUGUCUUGGACAGAACUUUGCGCUGAUAGAAGUGAAGAUGGCGAUGGCGAUGAUACUGCAACGGUUCAUUUUCGAGCUCUCUCCAUCUUAUGCCCACUCUCCCAUUUCGACCAUCUCUCUUCAACCCCAACACGGCGUUCAAGUCACUUUACGCAGAUAUUGAAUGUAAAACGUACCAAACCAGAAUUAGAACCAAUAAGUGACGGUUGCAUACAGAAUAAUUGGUGGCUUUAGCAUCAGUAGGAGAAACAAUUAUUAUGAUAGUAGACUUUUUUUGCCUGCA